Molecule: messenger RNA, 783 nt
Organism: Apis dorsata (giant honeybee)
Lineage: Eukaryota; Metazoa; Arthropoda; Insecta; Hymenoptera; Apidae
Product: transcription factor 15-like
Exons: 3
Coding region: 319-783 (154 amino acids)
Biological process (GO): regulation of transcription by RNA polymerase II; developmental process
Molecular function (GO): DNA-binding transcription factor activity, RNA polymerase II-specific; RNA polymerase II transcription regulatory region sequence-specific DNA binding; protein dimerization activity
Source: RefSeq, a predicted model, not a curated record
UAUUAAUUUUAUUUUAUUAUAUAUAUUUCAGGUAAUUAUUAUUGUUAUUAAUGCAUUCUGUUUUUCCUAGCAAAGUUUUAUACAAGUGGUUCAUUCGCCCCUAAUCGAAUACACGUGUAUUUCACAUGUGUAUUCAUAUAACGGGAAGGGAUAGGGUGGGAGUUAAAGGCAACACAUUGAAAAAGAGGGAAUUCUGAAGAAAACUAAGGAAGACACGACAACUCAGUCGCUUAUAAAAUGAGCCACCGAUAUAGUCGGAUGUCUUUUUUGAGUUAAGUGUAGUUGUGUAACGAUUAACUAGUAGCGAUAUAGUGCAUUAUGACUGCACGAAAGAGAGAAGAAUCAUCAAAACAACGUUAUCAAGCUAAUGCACGUGAGAGGGAUCGUACUCAUAGGAGAACAUUCAAUAAUGCAAAAUUCACAAAUACUCUUAAGAAGGGUAAGGAAUUCAAACGUGAAAUUCAAGAAAUCCAAUCUUCGCUGUGCAGUGUGAAUACGGCUUUCAGUGCCUUGAGAACUUUAAUACCAACGGAACCUAUGGAUAGAAAAUUAUCGAAAAUAGAAACAUUGAGAUUAGCAAGCAGUUACAUCAGUCAUUUGGGUGCUAUUCUUGUUGCCGGUCCUAUAGAUCAACCCUGCUUACGUGUUGAGGGUACUAAUGGUGUUUAUGAAACAAAUCAUUGGGCUGAUUCACAAACAAGACGGCAAGUUUGCACUUUUUGUCUUGCCAUGCAUAGAAAACAUAAUUUAAAUUUUACGUCAGGUGUAAUUUCAAAUUAUUAA